Messenger RNA from Amphimedon queenslandica, 1771 nucleotides. RefSeq lists its product as uncharacterized. The transcript has 2 exons. NCBI's taxonomy places the organism in Eukaryota, Metazoa, Porifera, Demospongiae, Haplosclerida, Niphatidae. The coding region runs from base 1 to 1209 and encodes 402 amino acids. The record is from RefSeq and is a predicted model, not a curated record.
AUGAUCCAUGUCAAAUACAGGAUAGCAUUUUUCAUGAUUUACUGUGCUGCUAUUGUUGGAGAUAUCAAGUAUUCACUAACAAACCUGCCAACAAAAGAUUCUAGCCUAGUCUAUCUAGUACCAUGGACUGGAUGGAUUGAUGACAAAGCACUUACAAACACUUUUAAUGAUUUGGGGAUAGGUGCUAACAUGGGUUUUUACACUGCAGUGGCAUACAAGACAGAAUUCAAGGAUAAAGCACAGUCCAUCCGUAAUGAUAUUAUUUCGCUUCAGGUUGCCACCAUUUUGACCUUUCAAAAAUUCGAGGAGAAAUCAAACGAGGCUUUGAAAAAAUUGCAUGUUGCAUUUGAGCAUAUUUCUGAUGAUAGGGAAGGUGAAGCACACAUUAUAUUGUUGGAUGAAGUUGGCAGCCUAGCAAAUGAUCUUGCAAAAGAAGCCAGAGAUAUUGAGUUGCAAGCCAGCACUGGUCGUGACAAAGUGUCCUCACUAUUGAAAGAAAUAUAUAGCAGUAGAGGUGAACUAAAGAACAAAAAGAAUGAAAUAGAGAAACAAGAACAAAGAUUACAAGCUCAAAAGGCACGCACUGAAACUGACUUAAGAAAUGCUCAAGCUGCAGCUGCUGAAUCUCAAAGACAAGCUGACCAGGCAAGAUACAAUGCUGACCAUGAGAAAAGAAAGAAGGAGGAAAAAUGUGAAGGAUGGAAAUUUUUAAUAUGCACAUUAGCAAGAGCUAUUAAUUGGAACCUGGUAGAGGAGUACGAAAUAAAAGAAAGGUUUCAUAGACGUGAAGCAGAACAUCAUUUAGCACGAGCUAGAGAGCAACAGCAAAAGGCAGCAAGAGCAUUUUCACAAUUGCAACAACUAGCAAACAAAUUAAAUGAGGCAAGAGAGAAGAUAAAAUCUAAUGAAAAUAUAGCUCAAGGUCUUCAGGACAUUAUUUGUAAUUACAACGGUCUUACAGUUACACUUCAGACUUUCAGUACAGCAUGGGAAGAUGUAAGCAACAACUGUGCUGAUCUAAAGAAGAGAGUUACAGAUAAGGCAGCAGUGGCAGCUCCUUCGUUUCAAAAACAAGCAAUCACACUCUAUGCUCAAUGGCUCUCUCUUGGUAUAUCUAGCAAAUCAGUUCUGAAUGAAAUCAAGCCAAUAAAAGUUAUCGAAGAAACAAUAACACCAAAAGAUGCUCAAAACAAAAUAAAAAAAGAUUAAACUUUGAAUAUAGUUAAUUUAAUUAUUGUUUCAUACUCAGUUUUCUGACUUUUCUCCCUUCGGUAUACAGUAAUAUUUUUCUCUUGACUUGAUAAUAAUGAAUUCUAAAAACAAUGAGAGUGAAUGCACCUGUCCAAGAUAAUAAUCACACAUAACUAUACUCUCUACUAUACUAUAAUGAAUACUUGGGUGGUAUUAAGGCUGUAAUAUGAUUGUAAUGUGGUUCACAAAUUUAGUAGGUAAAAGGACCAGAAUAAACAAUCCACACCUCAAUCACACCUUAUCUUACUUCUUCAUAGGAAUUUUGCUAUUAUUUUGCUUAUCAUUGCCAAUACACCCACUUUCUAAUUCCCAAUCUAUCUGAAUUCACUGCCCAAUCACUGGAUAUGCUCAUUUGUUAUAAAAAUGGGUGAAGUUUAUUGGAUGUGGUCCAUCAAGAAAUAUUUUGAUAAUAUAUAUCAGACAAAUUAUAAGAUUUGCUUGAGCUUUAUUAGUGGUUUUCCAACACAACUGAAACUUAUCUAGCAACUGAUAAUUUUGUUAAGUUAAGCUGGAGAAAUCG